This is a messenger RNA of Pelobates cultripes (western spadefoot toad), 1026 nucleotides long. Lineage: Eukaryota; Metazoa; Chordata; Amphibia; Anura; Pelobatidae. The record is from the annotation of a GenBank genome assembly.
AUGGUCCGAAACAAGAAGCUCUUACCCCUGGGCGUACCGGCAGCCAGCUCCCCACGCAAACACAAGGACACACUGGACUAUUUUGUGUCCUCGCAACCCGAGCACCGGACCGCCAGUGUUGCAGACAAGAUGGCGCCGGGCUCCCCGAGCGCGGGAAGCGCGGGAACCAGCGCAGAGAGGGAGAACAGGGAGGACACACUCACCUUAAUCCGCCAGGAACUGGCUGCCAUCUCGGACCGCAUGCUGUCCAAGACAGACACCGGGGGCCUCAUCCAGGAACUCCGAGCGGCAGUGAGGGAGGAGCUGGCGGCCUUGCGCACAGAUCUAACCGUGGUGGAGGUACGUGUGGACGCCCUAGAGACAGAAGCGCAGACCUGCCAAAUGCAGCACAGAGCCACAGAGCUGGCCACUACACGCCAGGGCAAUCUCCUCCUCACGCUAUGCCUCCAGGUAGAAGACCUGGAGAAUCAUAGCCGCUGGCACAACAUACGAAUCCGGGGCUUACGGGAGCCAGACUCCACACCGCUCACGGACACAGUCCGGGCCAUCUUUGCGCAAAUUCUGGGCAGGGAGUCCUCUGCAGACAUCCAACUGGAUAGAGUGCAACAGGCCCUGGGUCCCCAACGCCAAGACGGGAGACCCAGAGAUGUCCUCUGCUGCCUGCAUGCCUACAGCUUGAAGGAGGCCCUGAUGUCCGCCACCAGAGGAGUGGAUAUGAUUAACUUUAUGGGCGCUCUAUCAAGAUCUCUCCAGCCUGACCCUGGACGCACGGAGGGCUCUCCGACCCCUGACUACUAUCCUCCGAGACAGGCACAUUACAUACCGCUGGGGGUUCCCUUUCAGCCUGCAAAUCAAGCACGGCAACUCCAGGCUCCACAUCCACUGGCUAGACGACAUGACCCCGGCACUGAGGGUCCUUCGUAUUCCACCUCUCCGCAUACGGAAUUGGCUGCUGGAGUCACCGUUGGCACAGAGGAGCCACCAAGAGGACCCAGACCCACAUACCGCGAGACCCCCGAUGAGUGA